GAACAACCUACCAUACCAUGACUCUCCACUCUCAAACUUCAUCAAGCUCCACCGAUGAUUAUUCCAUGGCGGCAAAACCCCUUCUUUCCCAGCCCAGUCUUCCUUCAAUCCCUUCCCUGGCAUCGUUUCUCCACCACGACCAAACCCACAACUGCCACUGCAUAGCCACUCUCAAGCCUCACAGCUCCUACACGUCCUCCCUCGUCCUCGCCGGAAAACACCUCUUCACGGCCUCCUCCGACCGGGAAAUCCGCAUGUGGAAGCGCAGGAGGGCCGAGGAGGAAGAUGAUGGCCAUGUUUGGUCUUAUGUGAAUUAUUCUCCCGCCGGAGCCGCCGUGACGGCGGGGAAAGGCGCGGUGAAGUCGCUGGUGGUUUUGUCCGACAAGAUAUUCAGCGCCCACCAAGACCACAAGGUUCGGGUGUGGAGAAUCGACGAGGAGGAGCGUGAGUUCACGCGCUUGGCCACGCUGCCGAAGCUCUCCGACCGCGUCGUCAAGUUUCUCCUCCCGAGUAGCCGCGUCCGGAUCCGGCGACACAAGACGGCCACGUGGGUCCACCACGUGGACGCCGUGUCGGCGUUGGCGCUCUCCGCCGACACCUCUCUUCUCUACUCCGUCUCGUGGGAUCGGACGCUCAAGAUUUGGCGGACUUCUGACUUCAAAUGCAUGGAAUCCGUCGCUAAUGCACAUGAUGACGCCAUUAACGCUUUAGCAGUUUCUCAGGAUGGGCAUGUAUAUACAGGAUCAGCGGACAAGAAAAUCAAGGUAUGGCGAAAAUCCUCGCCGGAGAAGAAGCAUUCUCUAGUUGCCACACUAGAAAAGCACAAUUCCGGGAUAAACGCCCUAGCCGUGGGAAACGGCGGCGCGGUUUUAUAUUCCGGCGCCUGCGACCGAUCAAUUCUGGUAUGGGAGAGAGCACGAAAAGAUGGCGGCGGCGGAGGCGGCGCCGCCGUGGCGGUGGUGGGUGCGCUCCGGGGACACACCAAAUCCAUUCUGUGUUUGGCGGUGGCGGCGGAUAUAGUGUGCAGCGGCUCGGCGGAUAAAACGGUUAGGAUUUGGAGGGGCGUGGAGAGGUGCUACUCUUGCCUGGCGGUUUUGGCCGGCCACGGUGGUCCGGUGAAGUGUCUGACGGUGGCGCGUGACUUCGUUGAUGGCCGGAAAGAUGAAACGAUAUCCAAAUAUGUACUGUACAGUGGUAGCUUAGAUGGUGACAUAAAGGUUUGGCAAAUUUCUUUGAGCUUUUAGAAAAAGUUGUGUGCCUAUUAAUUAACAUAUUAUGUAGAUAUAGAAAUAUAGGAUAAGGAAAAUAUAUAUACUCCUACUUCUAGAUUCUACUAUGAACUUUUAUCCACAAGAUAAAGAUAACUGGUCACAUCAGGGAUAAAAGUGAGGGAGUAGAAAUAGAAAGUGCAUGUAAUAGAAUGCAUAGGAUAAUGUUAGGUGUAUUACUAUUUUUUUUAAUUUUUUUUUUACAAAAUUUUGUCUUAUGUAAUGUAAUUUUAUCUAAGAAAAAAAAACUAUGUAUCAAUGACGCAAAUAAUGCUCAAAAAUAUAUGUAACAUCACUAUGAAUUACGAAA
This is a messenger RNA of Ipomoea triloba (trilobed morning glory), 1578 nucleotides long. Its product is annotated as protein JINGUBANG-like. Gene Ontology annotation, molecular function: protein binding. Lineage: Eukaryota; Viridiplantae; Streptophyta; Magnoliopsida; Solanales; Convolvulaceae. The transcript is spliced from 3 exons. The record is from RefSeq and is a predicted model, not a curated record. Bases 18 to 1244 code for a protein of 408 amino acids.